This is a messenger RNA of Triticum dicoccoides, 1321 nucleotides long. Its product is annotated as ARM repeat superfamily protein. Gene Ontology annotation, biological process: peptidyl-hypusine biosynthetic process. Gene Ontology annotation, molecular function: deoxyhypusine monooxygenase activity. Bases 87 to 1019 code for a protein of 310 amino acids. The transcript has 7 exons. The record is from RefSeq and is a predicted model, not a curated record. Lineage: Eukaryota; Viridiplantae; Streptophyta; Magnoliopsida; Poales; Poaceae.
CAGUUCCUCUUCUCUUCUCUUACCGCCGCCGCCGCCGGAGGAGUGAGCAGCAGCGUGAGUCGUCGGCGGGGACGGAGGGGCCGGAGAUGGGGUUCGAGUCGUCGGCGGAGACGGAGCGGUUCCUGUGCGAGCGGCUGCUGGACGCGGCGCAGCCCAUCGCGGAGCGCUUCCGCGCGCUCUUCUCCCUCCGCAACCUCCGCGGCGACGGCCCCCGCCGCGCCCUCCUCCAAGCUGCAAGGGAUCCUUCCAACUUGCUUGCACAUGAGGCUGCAUUUGCACUUGGACAAAUGCAGGACGCUGAGGCUAUCCCUGCAUUAGAGGGAGUUCUCAAGGAUCUUUCACUGCAUCCAAUUGUCCGCCAUGAGGCUGCUGAAGCCCUUGGAGCUAUUGGCUUGGAAAAGAGCAUUUCCCUGUUAAAAGAGAGUUUAGUAGCUGAUCCUGCCGUGGAGGUGCAAGAAACGUGUGAGUUGGCUCUUAGACGGAUAGAAGGGCAGAAGAAUGCUAGUGGCGCUGAAAGCACAACAAUUUCGCCUUAUCUAUCAGUUGAUCCAGCACUGCCUGCCAAGCAAGGACUCUCAGUAGAACAACUAAGGGAGCUUCUCCUCAAUGAGCAAGAAAAGAUGUAUGAACGUUAUGCAGCUCUUUUUGCGCUUAGGAAUGAUGGCGGAGAUUAUGCUGUUUCUGCUAUCCUUGAAUCUCUAGGUGUGAAAAGUGCUCUUCUGCGCCACGAGGUCGCUUAUGUGUUAGGUCAGCUGCAGAACAAAGCAGCUUCAGAUGCACUUUCUGGUGUUCUCCAGAAUGUUGAUGAGCACCCAAUGGUCAGGCAUGAAGCUGCCGAGGCCCUUGGUUCGAUUGCAGAUCAAGAAAGCAUUGCACUUCUAGAGCAAUUCGCCAAGGACCCCGAGCCCAUCGUCUCCCAGAGCUGUGAGGUAGCUCUCAGCAUGCUUGAGUACGAAAGGUCGGGGAAGUCAUUCGAGUUCCUGUUCCUACAGACUCCUCAGGUACAGCAGGAGUCCUGAGCUCAGCCAGGUCCAGGACAAGAAGGGUGAUUGCCCAGGCCCCGGGGAAAAUAUAGGCCUAAUAUCAUUAGAUUCUAAUAUGCGUAUGGGCUAAAUAUACACAUUGACUUAGCAUGCAUCUGUAAUCUCAAGUUGGCCUCCACACGGAUUGUAUUCGACUGGCGAGUACUGUAGAAUUUUGGUCUUAUGUUUGAUAUUACUGCUUGCAUGAUGCAUGGCAUGCAGUUGUAUUCGAUGAGGCGCAAAGAACACACUGAGCAGGGGGUUCGAUAUGAAAGGCUUCCCUUUUGUUGCUUCUUUUU